UCGUCAGAACAGCACAGGGAGGGAGGAGUGGAGAGAAAGAGACCAGAGGCUCUGUGGAGGAAAACGGGAAUAAACACUUCAUACCCUGAGCCAGCCUGAUUUUUUGUUUUGGGAAUUUUUAAUCCAAUCCAAAUAGACAGUGUGGAGUGUCCAGGACAUAGUAUUUUUAAAACGCGACUCCAAGGGGGAUUGGGACGGUUGCAUACUUUUAAUGACUGUGCAGGUCGUAUAUUGGAAGGCUACUAUUCGAAGAGAAGAAGAAGGCGAGGACGAGCAGGCUGCGAUACAUGGUCACUUUUGGAUCAACUCUUCCUUUGGAUAUACACACGACUCGUCGUCGUUUCCACCAGCAAUGUCUCAACGUUUGCAAUAGCAUAUAUCUUCUCGGUGGUGGGCAACAGAAGCUAGAAUUUGGAAAACAGGCCGUGCACUCUACACGAAUCCGAAAUGAUUCACGUUGGUAAAGAGAUUCAGCGUCGCCGUUCUUCUCGUUCAUAGUCAAGUCCGUACUCUCCCCUUUGUCGUUUGUAUGGCUGACCGUUUCAAAGACAGCCAUUCUACCUUUUUUUCCUUUCCAAGCCGCUUCCCCUCUCGUGAGCCUCUCGCCCGGGCGUGCAGCGGACGGUGGAAGGGAAGCCAUGCACACGCGCGUCCCACUCCCGAUCUCAGAAUAGAUUCGUGCAGAUCGUGGUCUCACAUGCCAAAGACGGAUCGCGGAUUGUAAAAAAGAAAAAAAAAAGAGAGAAAAAAAGGCUUAUUUGCUCGCCGUGUCAACUUACUGAAUGACACGUCAAUUGUAAAUCUGUACUUUUUUUUCCAUGUCUCUUUGUUAUGCAGAUAAACAUAUGCGCCUAAGCCAAACCAGCUCUAAAGAGGACUGCUCGUUCACAAUUGUAUGACCUGUUCGUCAGUGCCUUUGUUUGGAUUAUUUUCCUUUCGAUUUUUGGGGGAUAACUUUUAAAGCUCUAUUCGAGUCUAUUCUCGCUGUAUCCAAUUGUAGCAACUACCUCUUUAAAAAAAAAGAAAAAAAAAGGAAACACCUUUUCCCUCAUCCGCUCCACAUUGGGACAAUUAUUUCCCAUCCUGUCAAAACGACAUUUUGUCAAAAGGUAUGGAAGACCAGGCCCGCCUAAUGUCGGGUCUCGUUGGACUAUCUGGACUGUCUCAAGGGGACAUGGGCGACCAUGACGCCCUACGGAAGCAACACAACCUCGGGCAACCACAGCAGGACAUCGGGGACAUUCUCCAGCAGAUCAUGGCCAUCACGGACGAGAGUCUUGACGAAGCCCAGGCCAGGAAACACGCGUUAAACUGUCACAGGAUGAAGCCCGCCCUCUUCAGUGUCCUGUGUGAGAUCAAAGAGAAAACCGUCCUCAGUAUCCGAGGGAUCCAGGACGAGGACCCCCCCGACCCGCAGAUCAUGAGGUUGGACAACAUGCUGCUCGCCGAAGGCGUGUCCGGCCCGGAGAAGGGCGCGGCUUCGGCUGCGGCCGCUGCUGUCGCCGCGGCGGCAGGCGGCUCUCCCAAUGAAGGCAGCAUAGAGCACUCAGACUACAGGGCCAAGCUGGCCCAGAUACGGCAGAUCUUCCACUCUGAGUUGGAGAAAUACGAACAGGCCUGCAGCGAGUUCACCAACCACGUGAUGAACCUGCUGCGGGAGCAGUCGCGCACGCGGCCCAUCUCGCCCAAGGAGAUCGAGCGCAUGGUGGGCAUCAUCCACCGCAAGUUCAGCUCCAUCCAGAUGCAGCUGAAGCAGAGCACCUGCGAGGCCGUCAUGAUCCUGCGCUCCCGCUUCCUGGACGCCAGACGGAAGCGACGGAACUUCAACAAGCAGGCGACGGAGGUGCUGAACGAGUACUUCUACUCCCACCUGGCUAACCCCUACCCCAGCGAGGAGGCCAAGGAGGAGCUGGCUAAGAAGUGUGCUAUAACCGUCUCUCAGGUGUCCAAUUGGUUUGGGAAUAAAAGAAUUCGGUACAAGAAGAACAUUGGUAAAUUCCAAGAGGAGGCUAACCUUUACGCCAUGAAGACGGCCGUGGACGCAGCCAGUGUAUCCUCGCAGGCCAGCCAAGCCAAUUCCCCCGGCACGCCAAACUCAGGAGGAUACCCGGCCCCGUGUUACACUCCUGAUGGGAGGUUAUGAGGACCUGCGUGGAGAAUCCCCCCCCCCCCCAUCACUGUCUGCAUGGUGAAGAGGGUCUGUCGGACAGCACUGAUACCUUCUCUGUCUCUAGCGCCCCCUGGAGCCUUGGCAGCGGCCACCCAUGUCACCUCAAACUAGGGCCAUGUCCACUCCACACACCAGAUAAAAGUCAAAACACACCUUUUGCUCUCUGUGUUGGCCUUCCACCCACAGUAAACGUGCUUUUUCCACCAAUCGAAAACUGAGCUUUUUUGAAAAAAACAAACAAAGAUCUCCAAAAAGGACGACAGAUUAACAAUGGUCUGGAGCUGUAUGGACGAGCAACACGGUAUACUUGUGAUCCAGGACAAUAAAGGCCAUAUUCCGGUUGGCUGCAGUGUUAGCGCAUGACAGAUGGAAGGUAAGCGAAGGUGGAGACGCCAGUACGGGCAGAAAACGUUUGGCACAGGAUCUGCUUUUCUUUCUGUAAUUAUCCGCCGUAGUGUGGACAUGGCCUAAGACCCCAGUCCUCCCAGUUCCCUCCCCCCCCCCCAACCACCGUCAAAGGCUACCCUGGGGUGCGGCUCAAACUAACAAUCCCAGAGAAGCACGCCCACUCGGAGCCGAACCUCAAGCCGAAGAACUAGGAACUAGGAAAAAUCUACAAAUGAACUUCUAACAUUUUACGUUUCUUUGUUGUUGUUGUUGUUUUUAUUUUUUAUUUUUAAUGCUGACACCAUGACCAGAACCACAGCCGUUUUAUUUGUUUACAUAACUUAGAAAUUUGUGUUUCGGACAAGGCUCUUGUUUUUUUUUUUUUAUAAACACCUGUCAUGUUUGUAUCUUGUUUAAAACAAAAAAAGUUAAUACGAUAAAUCUAGUCACUGUAGAGAGGCUUUUUUUAAAUACUGUUUCACGAUGGGACAUCUGCUUGUUUAUGGCCUGGAGCCAGAAGUGGACUCAUUAUGAUAUUUUAAAGAACAAGGAAAAAAGGUUUAACAAAAAAAAUUGAAAAAAAAUAAAAGAAAUGUAAUUGUCUUUCAUGCAUGUAGUCCUUUUUAGAUGUUUAGCAAUGAUUGUAUUUUUCUUUUCUCUUUAACUUUUUAAAAAAAUUGUUGCUACAGAGAGAAAAGAAAUGUAUAGCUACAACAAAACCGAAAUGGCAAAAAAUAACCAAAAAUGAAUAAACACAUUGUAUGUCAAUUAUUUCA
Molecule: messenger RNA, 3333 nt
Organism: Gadus macrocephalus (Pacific cod)
Lineage: Eukaryota; Metazoa; Chordata; Actinopteri; Gadiformes; Gadidae
Product: pre-B-cell leukemia transcription factor 1-like
Exons: 8
Coding region: 1112-2143 (343 amino acids)
Biological process (GO): regulation of transcription by RNA polymerase II; eye development; neuron development
Cellular component (GO): nucleus
Molecular function (GO): DNA-binding transcription factor activity, RNA polymerase II-specific; RNA polymerase II cis-regulatory region sequence-specific DNA binding
Source: RefSeq, a predicted model, not a curated record